AUGGUGCCCAAGGUUAACUGCAAUCCCGUCAAGCUCGCUUCGAUCGUGACAUACUUCCAGAAGUCGCGCGUAGCACACAGCCUCAAAGACCUUGAAAAGCAGCUUCCGUCCGUCGCUUCCAUCAAUGGCAUGCAAGUCAAAGACUACAUACAGGCGCUGCAGGACGACAACAAGAUUAACGUCGAGAAGAUUGGCUCAGGUAACUGGUACUGGUCGUUUCCCUCUCAAGACAAGAAGAUACGCGAGAAAGCACUCGAUGACGCUCGCUCCGCAUACGACAAGGCGAAUGCUAUCAAUGAAGACCUGAAAAUCAAGCUCGCCGAGUCGCAAGCACAGCGCGAGGACGAACAAGACAUGCUCGACAGUGGCGGUGAACGCCGUGAGACCCUUGUCGCAACGAAGACUGGACUGGAAGCUGAAGUCAAGCGACUGCAGAUGGAGCUCUCUGCGUAUAGCGACAGUGAUCCAACCGAGCUGGAGCGGAAAGCCAAGGACCUGAACGGGUUCAAAGCUGUGGUUGGGCAAUGUACGGAUGACAUCUACUCCAUGGAAGGCUGGUUCAAGAGCAUCGGUCAAAGUGAAGCUGUGCAAGCAUUGCGCGUGCAGCUGUACGGCGAUGAGCUCGAUGCCGAAGAAGGCAUGCUCAGGGAGCUGUGA
Baudoinia panamericana UAMH 10762 is the source of this 657-nucleotide messenger RNA. RefSeq lists its product as uncharacterized. Lineage: Eukaryota; Fungi; Ascomycota; Dothideomycetes; Mycosphaerellales; Teratosphaeriaceae. The record is from RefSeq and is a predicted model, not a curated record. The transcript is spliced from 3 exons. The coding region runs from base 1 to 657 and encodes 218 amino acids.